Molecule: messenger RNA, 4855 nt
Organism: Oncorhynchus keta (chum salmon)
Lineage: Eukaryota; Metazoa; Chordata; Actinopteri; Salmoniformes; Salmonidae
Product: potassium voltage-gated channel subfamily B member 2-like
Exons: 7
Coding region: 130-2598 (822 amino acids)
Biological process (GO): protein homooligomerization; potassium ion transmembrane transport
Cellular component (GO): membrane; voltage-gated potassium channel complex
Molecular function (GO): delayed rectifier potassium channel activity
Source: RefSeq, a predicted model, not a curated record
AAGGCCCGCUCCAGGAGGGUUCGCGUCAACGUCGGAGGUCUAAACCACGAGGUCCUGUGGCGGACGCUGGACCGGCUGCCCCGUACCCGCCUGGGUAAGCUUCGCGACUGCAACACCCACGAGAGCCUGAUGGAGGUCUGCGACGACUACAGCCUCCAUGAGAACGAAUACUUCUUUGACCGACACCCGGGCGCCUUCACCUCGAUCCUCAACUUCUACCGCACAGGGAAGCUGCACAUGAUGGAGGAGAUGUGCGCCCUGUCGUUCGGCCAGGAGCUCGACUACUGGGGUAUAGAUGAGAUCUACCUGGAGUCCUGCUGCCAGGCCCGGUACCACCAGAAGAAAGAACAGAUGAACGAGGAGCUGCGGAGGGAGGCGGAGACGCUGAAAGAGAGAGAGGGAGAGAUUGAGUUUGAUAACACCUGCUGCCAGGAGAAGAGGAAGAAGCUUUGGGACCUCCUGGAGAAACCCAGCUCUUCCCUGCCUGCCAAGAUCCUGGCUAUCCUGUCUAUCCUGUUCAUAAUUCUCUCCACUAUCGCCUUGUCCCUCAACACCCUACCAGAGCUCCAGGUGCUUGAUGAGUUCGGCCAGGCCAACGACAACCCCCAGCUGGCUCAUGUGGAAGCCAUCUGCAUCGCCUGGUUUACCAUGGAGUACCUCCUCCGCUUCCUCUCUUCACCCGACAAGUGGAAGUUCUUCAAAGGUCCCCUGAACGUCAUUGACCUGCUGGCCAUCCUCCCUUAUUAUGUCACCAUCUUCUUGACGGAAUCCAACAAGAGUGUUCUACAGUUCCAGAACGUUCGGCGUGUGGUGCAGAUAUUCCGGAUCAUGAGAAUAUUGAGGAUUCUGAAGCUGGCCAGGCAUUCCACAGGGCUGCAGUCUCUAGGUUUCACCCUGAGGAGGAGUUACAACGAGCUGGGCCUGCUCAUCCUCUUCCUGGCCAUGGGCAUUAUGAUCUUCUCCAGCCUCGUCUUCUUUGCCGAGAAGGACGAAGACGCCACCAAGUUCACCAGCAUCCCCGCCUCCUUCUGGUGGGCCACUAUCACUAUGACUACGGUGGGUUACGGUGACAUCUACCCUCAGACUCUGCUGGGUAAGAUAGUCGGGGGUCUCUGCUGUAUCGCUGGGGUGUUGGUCAUCGCUCUUCCUAUCCCCAUUAUAGUCAACAAUUUCUCUGAGUUCUACAAGGAGCAGAAGAGGCAGGAGAAGGCCAUAAAGAGGCGGGAGGCCCUGGAGAGGGCCAAGAGGAACGGUAGUAUCGUCUCCAUGAACCUGAAGGAUGCGUUUGCCCGGAGUAUGGAGCUGAUGGAUGUAGUCGUGGAGAAAGGAGGAGAGGACAAGCUCUGUGUGGGCCUGGGCAACCACCUGUCCCCCAGCCGCUGGGCCAGCACACCCAAAUGCGCCGCCUCUGACACCAGUCUUCAUUCCCUGGAUAAGACGUUCCCCGAAUCCGUCCUCCUGGGAUCCACCCACCACAUCACCAUCACCACCAGCAGCAGCCCCCAGCGGCGGCACCUCGGUAGCCCUCAGUUCAGAGGCGGUAUCCCCGAAUUCAGAGGCGGUACCUCUCAGCUUCUUAACGUUCAGAACCUAGAGUCCAUGUACAACGAGAUGGCCAGGUCUCAGUCCUUCACCAACCUCAACACUUCCUGCUCCCUGAGCACCGUGAGCACCUCAACCGCCUUCGCCGCCACGACAUCCCCGGAGUUGCAGCAGCACCCGGGGUCCCCUCCUGCGCCGACUCCGACUUUACAGAAAGUAGAACUGGAGAUGCAGGAAGUCCUGCGCUCUUCUUCGUCUUCGACGGAGCUGAAGGAAGGUGACGGAAUACAGAGCCCGCCGAGCGUGGAUAGCAUCGCCACCUGCAGGGACGAGUUUGGGGAGGGUUCUGGAAGGAAGUUCCCUCCGACUCUGGAUCUCCUCCCAGAGUCGAGUGUCGAUGACGUCCAAAGCCCACAAGAUGCCACCCUCCUCAAAGACAGGAUGUAUGGGUUUGUUCCCUAUGACCAAGAUGGUGCCACAAAGUCCACCAGAGACGACGCAGAGAGCUUCAACAGAACCGUUGAGAACAUCCGUAAUUCCCUGAGAGGCAGCAUCAACCCUGUCGUCAAGGGAACCAAAGGGUUAAAGGUCAUUUUCACCGAAGCCCCCCCGACGCCACCCAGCACCACCUCGCCCCAGGACAUCAGCUCCAGCCUCCUGGAGGGUGAGUCCCCUGAGGGGGAGACCACACCGCUCCUCCCCAGCACAGAGGCCCUCGACCUGGGCACAGAAGACGAGAUGUUCCCCCUGUCCCCUGAGAGGCUGAUGGUAGUGGUGGACACCCCGCCAGGGGACGAGGACACCCUGGACCAGAGUCUCGGGGGUCAAGGGUUGACCAACGAGGAGAAGAACCUGAUGGAGACCACCGCGGGAGCGGCAGGAGGGGCUUCUGCGGGGAACUGCACCCAGGGUGUGGUGGGGGGAGGGGCAAGUGGGGAGGGUAAGGUCGACAUCAACCAAAGUGGACACCAAGCAGAGAACCACAUGUUCACACCAGAGAUCCCCCUGAUGACCGGGGAAAGCAGUAUGUCCCCAACCUGUGAAACCAGCAUGUGACUGUAGGGGGCGCUAUGAGGGAAAAGACCCACUGGAAUUACAUUUAAAUAAUCUGCUGAGAAAUACGAAGAAGAAUGAGAAGAGAGGGAGGAAAUAGGAGGAAAGUGAGAUUAGGGGGAAAAGGGCCAGAUAGUGGAAGAGAUAUUUUUGCAUGGCAUGACAAGUCCCUUUUACGCGUGUUGUUGUUUAUUUCGGAAACAGAGACUGCAGAGGUUUAUUGCCGAAACAGAGACUGCAGAGGUUUAUUGCCGAAACAGAGACUGCAGAGGUUUAUUGCCGAAACAGAGACUGCAGUAGUUUUGCAGACUUAAAACUUUUGAGGCUCAAAUCGAGAAACUCAUAUGGACAUAUUUAAGAGGAGGACAUUUUCAAUCCUGAUGUAUAUUUCAGUCUUGUUUCUUUUUUUUCUAGCAACAGUGAAAAAUGCUUAUCUUUAAAAACAAACAUAAAAAAGCAUGCAUUUAGAAAUAGAUAUGUAGGUAUAUUUGACGGUUUGCUGAAAGCGCUCAACAUACUAUGACAACAAAGGCAAUUCUCAGAAGAAGAGGCAGAAAAAAAAUCCUCGUUCGCCAAAGGAACAAAUCUCAUGUGAGGAGAAAGGGAGUAAUGCAUCGACAGACCUCACACAGAGGCUGUGUUCCAAAUGGCACCCUAUAGUGCACUACUUCAGACCAGAACCCUAUGGCACCCUAUUCCCUAUUUAGACCAGAACCCUAUGGCACCCUAUAGUGCACUACUUCAGACCAGAACCCUAUGGCACCCUAUAGUGCACUACUUCAGACCAGAACCCUAUGGCACCCUAUUCCCUAUAUAGUGCACUACUUCAGACCAGAACCCUAUGGCACCCUAUUCCCUAUUUAGACCAGAGCCCUAUGGCACCCUAUUCCCUAAAUAGUACACUACUUUAGACCAGAGCCCUAUGGCACCCUAUUCCCUAAAUAGUACACUACUUUAGACCAGAGCCCUAUGGCACCCUAUUCCCUAAAUAGUACACUACUUUAGACCAGAACCCUAUGGCACCCUAUUCCCUAUAUAGUACACUACUUUAGACCAGAGCCCUAUGGCACCCUAUUCCCUAUAUAGUGCACUACUUUAGACCAGAGCCCUAUGGCACCCUAUUCCCUAUAUAGUGCACUACUUUAGACCAGAACCCUAUGGCACCCUAUUCCCUAUAGAGCGCACUACUUUAGACCAGAGCCCUAUGGCACCCUAUUCCCUAUAUAGUGCACUACUUUAGACCAGAGCCCUAUGGCACCCUAUUCCCUAUAUAGUACACUACUUUAGACCAGAGCCCUAUGGCACCCUAUUCCCUAUAUAGUGCACUACUUUAGACCAGAGCCCUAUGGCACCCUAUUCCUUAAAUAGAGCACUACUUUAGACCAGAACCCUAAGGGGGUGUUGCAACGUAGCGACCUAUGACAAACAUAUCAUGACCUUUCGUUUAAAUGCAAUGUGUAAAAACCAUGAUGACUAUGUUAUGUUUUUGUCUUGAUGAGAUUAUUGUAUGAACUGCAAUGUUAACAUUGUCUUCGGUUUGCAUUAUGAUUGGUUUGGGUUUUCAAUGUAAUAAUGCCUUGCUCAAAGAUCUUCAGCUAAAUGAUGAUUCAUUUUUUCAUUGGAAAUAAUGUUUCAAAAAAAGUAUAUACAACUGUAGUUGCCAAAAUAUGUAAUCAGUGAGGACAAACGGCAAACGCUUCAGCUACUUGCCUAAACUUAAUAAAUAAGCAUAUUUAUUUCAGCUUGUUUUCAGCAGGCGAGAUGGGGUUUUAGAAAGGAGAAAUCAUUAGGUUGGUUGAUAUACAGCCAAUACAAUCUGCUCCUUGAUUCCAUCAAAAUAUCACACAAUAUAUUAAUUACUCUCUGACAAUGUGUACCUCCGAAUGUAGCUUUUACGAAUUUAAAAUCUAUGAAUACAGUGAAGUAGGAUUACAGUUAGUUAAGACAGUCUACAGGUGUUCUAUUGGGGCCUACAGUUAAGACAGUCCUAGAGGUGUUCUAGUGGGACCUACAGUUAAGACAGUCCUAGAGGUGUACUAGUGGGGCCUACAGUUAGUUAAGACAGUCUUAGAGGUGUUCUAGUGGGGCCUACAGUUAGUUAAGACAGUCCUAGAGGUGUACUAGUGGGGCCUACAGUUAGUUAAGACAGUCCUAGAGGUGUUCUAGUGGAGCCUACAGUUAGUUAAGACAGUCCUAGAGGUGUUCUAGUGGGGCCUACAGUUAGUAAAGACAGUCCUAGAGGUGUUCUAAUGGGGCCUAC